GCUUACCUGGUGGCUUUAUGUACAUUUUUCAUGCCCUUUUAUUUUGAAUGAGAAGAAGAAGGAGAAAAGGAAGGAGAGAGAAUACGAUAAGAAGAGAACUGAGAGAGAUAGACAGAGAGUGGAAGAGAGAGAGAGAGAGAGUAAUGAGUGUUAUCUGUGUCUGUGUUAAAUGAGUGACUCGCACUCACAUUGCGAGAGCCUCACUCUCACAUAGUGUUAAUAUACAAUCGACAAGAUGCCGUUUAAAGGUUUAUUCCGACUGAGUAAAAAGAAAGACAAGAACAGUGAUGUCGUCCUUUCUGGUCCAGUCCGUAAUUUACCUGAACAACCUUCAAUGGAUAAUAAUUUUGAGGAUUCAACCAAUUCACAGGCAACUGACCUAGUACCUUUACAUGGAGCUACCGGGACAACGCAAUAUGUCCGGUUAUACCUGGAACAAGCAAGAGCGGACUUCGACCGUAAAUGGAAUAACCCUUCAAGAAACACUGCCUCCUUAGACGACUAUGAUAGAAUUAAGACUUUAGGGACUGGCUCCUUUGGACGUGUGAUGCUUGUCCAGCAGAAGCAAAACAAAGAAUACUAUGCCAUGAAAAUAUUAGACAAGCAAAAAGUAGUCAAAUUGAAGCAAGUCGAACACACCCUCAAUGAAAAAAGAAUUUUACAAGCAGUUGAUUUCCCGUUUUUGGUGAAAUUAGAAGCACAUUUUAAAGAUAAUUCGUAUUUAUAUAUGGUCCUGGAAUAUGUUCCUGGUGGUGAGAUGUUCUCCCAUCUUCGUAAAAGUGGGAGAUUUAGUGAACAAGCGGCUCGUUUUUAUGCGGCCCAAAUUGUUUUAGCUUUUGAAUAUUUGCAUUCAUUAGACCUGAUUUACAGAGAUUUGAAGCCAGAAAAUUUACUUAUCGACCAAAUGGGCUAUAUAAAAGUUACUGAUUUUGGUUUUGCAAAAAAAGUCAAGGGCCGUACAUGGACCCUUUGUGGAACCCCUGAAUACCUUGCACCCGAAAUAAUUUUGAGCAAGGGUUACAAUAAAGCAGUCGAUUGGUGGGCCCUUGGUGUUCUUAUAUACGAAAUGGCUGCCGGUUACCCACCAUUUUUUGCCGACCAACCUAUUCAAAUUUAUGAGAAAAUAGUCUCUGGGAAAGUACGCUUUCCAUCACACUUCAGUUCCGAAUUGAAAGAACUGCUUCGUAAUUUACUUCAGGUAGACUUAACCAAAAGAUAUGGUAACUUGAAGAACGGUGUUAACGACAUUAAGAAUCACCGAUGGUUUGCAUCAACAGAUUGGAUUGCUGUUUAUCAGAAAAAGGUUGAAGCACCCUUUUUGCCAAAAUGCAAAGGAGCUGGAGAUACAAGUAAUUUUGAUGAUUAUGAAGAGGAAACCCUUCGCAUAUCCAGUACAGAAAAAUGUGCAAAAGAAUUUGCGGACUUUUGAAAAGACCAAAAUCAUCAAACAAAAUCACUCCAUCUACACCAUUGAACCAAACGAAUCAUCAAUAUUGAUUGUAAAAAGCAAACCAAAUCAGAACUCCAACUGACAAGCAUUCACAUUCAUGGAUGAUGAAUAUAAGUUAUUACGUGAUUAGAUACGCAAAACUAAUUGGACAAAAAAUUGUUGUAAUGUUUUAAAUUAACGGUGACAAGGAAUUGUGCAUUAAAAGUGUAGAGUGUCAAAGAAAUAAAAAGGAUAAGGAAAAGGUUCAUUUGGUACAUGGAAAACAGAAUUAAGAGGAUGUUACGAUGAUUUAUGUUAUUGUACGUUAUUAGUUCAAAAUGUACUUUGGUAGACCUGUGAAAAUUGUUGGAUAACGUUCUGUCUGGAUGAGAAAUUGAAAAAAAGAAGAAAAAGAGAGCAUUAUUGUGACCCUGUAAGCCUCUUGAAAUGGUUUAUCAAGAGAGAUUAUACAGCAUCCUAAGAUGUCUUGUGGAUUAUUAUGGAUAAAAUUUUAAAAAGAAAAAUCAAAUAAAUGUAAAUUAUAUGGAUCACAGACCAUUUAACAAGUUACGCGUUCAGUUUUUUGAUCAUCAUAAAACAAAAAAAAAUCAUAAUCGUCAUCAUCAUCAUCUUCACCACAAUCAUCAACCUCAUCGUCAUCAAAAAACCUUCACCUACAAGCCCUUUCUCUUUACCUGGGUAAAUCAAUUUAAAGGGGAAACACAGAAACCUCAAAUUGCUGGCUAUUUCCUAGAUUAACCUAGUUAAUUAUCGUUGUCAACAAACCUUUAUCGGUUUCUUUCUCCUACGAUGUACUCAUAGAAGAUAAACACGAACAUUGACACACACAUAACACACACACAACACACACACAUGAAACACAGACUACAUUGUUUGAUUUGUAAAGUGGUCAACUACCAAAUGAUUUGUUUUAGCGGUAACCCUGAUUCGUGACUACAAACAAUCAAAUUUAAGGGAGCCAAAGAUUUGUUUUAUCAACUAAAAUAUUCAAGUUGAUUUCUUGCAGCUAUUGAUAAACAAUCACUUUAUUGAUUGAACACUAAGUUGAUUGUAUUAGGAAAACCCAACUAGUUUUGAUGAUAGUCAAAUCAUUACAACUGUGUGUGUGUGUUCAUGUUUGUCUUGCGUUUUUGUGUUGAUCUAUUUUGGACAUCAGUUUGGUCGAUCAUUAUCAUUGGUUAACCAUAAUCAAAUAAUUUAAUUUGAUCAAUUAAUUGUUAGACAAAACUGUCCAUGUAAAUUAUAUUUAAUCAACAAUAUAAAUUAACCCCCUAAUAUAAAAAAGCCAAGGAUUUUGAUAGACCUGUUUAAUUGCAAUCAAACAACAACCAAAAAAACCUUAAACGUUAUAAAAAGAAACAAAAAUGUUGUUUAUUCACAUUAAAUCAAACCAAUCUUUAGUUACCGUU
This is a messenger RNA of Tetranychus urticae (two-spotted spider mite), 2859 nucleotides long. RefSeq names its product Protein kinase, cAMP-dependent, catalytic subunit 1 (gene Pka-C1). Gene Ontology annotation, biological process: protein phosphorylation. Gene Ontology annotation, cellular component: nucleus; cytosol; cAMP-dependent protein kinase complex. The record is from RefSeq and is a predicted model, not a curated record. NCBI's taxonomy places the organism in Eukaryota, Metazoa, Arthropoda, Arachnida, Trombidiformes, Tetranychidae. Gene Ontology annotation, molecular function: cAMP-dependent protein kinase activity; ATP binding.